GACAUAAGUGUAAACAUUAUUUUUAAAUAUUUGUAACUUACUGUGAAUGUGAAUGUUAUAUUUACAGUCUCGUCUCUCUUAUUUUCUGGACCAGUCUUUCGGGGGGUGGAGGGUAGAACUUGGGGAGAGCAAGUGCAAGGCAUCACACUUGUGUUAUAAUUAGAUUAGAUUUCUAUAUAAUUUCCUUGAAAGUGUCUUCCCGAAUCCUAAAAACUUCUAGGCUAAGACUGCCCAUUUAACUUUAGUUCUCCAUUUCAUAGCACCUGAUUAUCAGUAUAAAUCGUAUUACAUUAAGGUUUUAUUUUGAGCUUUGAUUCCAAAUACCGAACGAUGUGUAUUUUCACCUAGCCUUAGGCCUAUCGUUGUACGCAUGAUACAGACUCACUCCACAAAGUUAUAGCAUUUCCGGUUUUGCCAAGUUCGAUCGAGUCGAUAGAACACCAAACAAAUUUGUAUUGGCAACUGACGUUCAAAUAGUUUUAUGCCUUCAGAAUGGCUGGUAUCAAUAUAAGUGCAGGGUCUUCUCAAGAGCAGCCAUGGUAUGUUGCUCUUUUGGGUUUGGCUGAGCACUUUAGGACUUCAAAUCCCCAAAACAUUCGGUUGUGCAUACACUGCCUGCAGUCAAUAUUCAACUUCAGUCCACCACCACAUAUUGAAGCGAGGACACAUCUGCAACUCGGUACCAUACUUCUGACCCACGCUAAAAAUAUAGAUAUAGCAAGGAGUCAUCUGGAAAAAGCAUGGACAAUUUCCUCAACA
Messenger RNA from Aplysia californica (California sea hare), 759 nucleotides. Its product is annotated as MAU2 chromatid cohesion factor homolog. The record is from RefSeq and is a predicted model, not a curated record. Gene Ontology annotation, molecular function: protein binding; double-stranded DNA binding. Gene Ontology annotation, cellular component: SMC loading complex; chromatin. Lineage: Eukaryota; Metazoa; Mollusca; Gastropoda; Aplysiida; Aplysiidae. Gene Ontology annotation, biological process: mitotic sister chromatid cohesion; maintenance of mitotic sister chromatid cohesion.